Molecule: messenger RNA, 3001 nt
Organism: Monopterus albus (swamp eel)
Lineage: Eukaryota; Metazoa; Chordata; Actinopteri; Synbranchiformes; Synbranchidae
Product: zinc finger protein 646-like
Exons: 1
Coding region: 1-690 (229 amino acids)
Biological process (GO): regulation of transcription by RNA polymerase II
Cellular component (GO): nucleus
Molecular function (GO): RNA polymerase II transcription regulatory region sequence-specific DNA binding; DNA-binding transcription factor activity, RNA polymerase II-specific
Source: RefSeq, a predicted model, not a curated record
AUGGAGGUGCACUCAAAGGACGGGCUUGUGGCCCCCAGCCUCUGCCAGCAGAGCUUCCCUGACGCAGCCAGUUAUCGGCAGCAUCACAAUGUGCACCACAGGGCUCAGGGCCCCUAUCAACAAAGUCCAGAUGAACCUGUAGAUAACCACCCCUGCUGGGACUCAGGAAUAAAUCAGACUGUGGGGAUGGACGAGAUGCACAAGCAGGUUCCACCACCUGUGUCCCAUAUUCCAGGAAGCAUCACUAAUUUAAAGAAGAGCAACGACGCCGUGUGCACAGAGGAGAAGAGCCACGUCUGCGAGCACUGCGGCCGCACUUAUCGCCAUGCCGGCUCCCUCCUCAACCACAAAAACAGUCACAAGACAGGUUCCUUCUUCUGCUCCGUCUGCCACAAAGAGUUCACCAACCUGAUGGCUCUCAAGAACCACCGGCGCAUUCAUACAGAGCCCAAGCGCUACCAGUGUCUGGAGUGUGGAAAAGCGUUCCGUGUGUCCACGCAGCUCAUAUGUCACCGAAGGAUCCACACCAAAGAGAAGCCCUUCACCUGCCUGCUGUGCAACAAGACCUUUUCCAGCAAGUCUAACCUGCGACACCAUCAGAAGAUGCACCAGAACACCCAGACCUACGACUCCUCUUUUAGCAUGGAUGCUAACACAUUUAUGGAUCUGGACAUGGAGUCUUUCCUUUAAAGUAGUACUCCAGCGUGUACCAGAGAAGAGGACAGGUGGUACUUUUAUGCACCUGUUAUUUAUUCCUUUAUCAAUAAUUGUAAAGCAGUAUUUUUUCAGAAAGUGCUCCUUGGUCCUGACAGAAGCUCCUUUAAAGAUGCACAUUUCAUUACAGUCUUACCUCCACAACAGACGGCGACGGCACUGAAAAGUCUCGAGAGAGUUUAUCGGUCAGCUUUUAAUAAGGCCUGAAUGUUUUCCAUGAAUACACAGGAUGCCAGAAUACAGGGCAGGUGAUGAAAACAUUAGUCGCUGCUCGCUUCUCAAUGACAAACCAACCAACCAAAGUGAACAGAAAGGUGCAGCAAAAUGUAUUUUCAAGACCGUACUGUUCUAACAAUAAUCUCUCUUACUAUGUGUAAUUGUGUUCAGUGCCUUUGUAAAUUCAUUAGGAGACAAGAUAUACAAACUGUAUUUAUCUUUGAAUCUUUUUGCUUUGCCGUCAGUGAUAAAAGACUGCUCACUUUCCUUUGGGAUUUCACAUAGGGCAAGCCUGUUAUUAAGUCAAAUACCUCUGGGUUUGUCCAAAGGUCAGUGGCAAAGUGAUUUACUGAAAUCAUAUUACCAAGUAAAUAGUCUCACUGCUAAUGCUAUUCACUCUGAGUGACAUUGUAAGCUAAAAUUGAUCUAUUUAUUAAUUUAUCCCUCUUAUUUUCUGUGCAUAUUUUAUUAGAACAGUGUAAAGACUCUCUAAAACUCAUGUAGCCUUUUAGAACUCCAUCGGUCAACGUGUUUUCUGUUACAACAGGUAAGAAGAUGUGAACCAAGGAUGGUGUGUUCUUGGCAGCACUCAGGGGAAACCUUCAAAAGGUGCAUACCUGAUGCGUAAAACAUUGUAGAUAAUGUUUCUGAACUGAGCAUUGUGCCAAUUCAGCACGCUUAUAUUUAGUUGCGGCUCCACAUGCAGUGCAUGCUGUAACCCAUAUUGAUCCUUCGAGAUGCAUCAGUUACGUUGUAGUGCCAGUGCCUCAAAUGUAAGUCAAUUGUAGCAGUUUAAUGUCAAUUUGUUAUACUGUUAAAAAAAAAACAACCCAGUUUUUUAAAACUUCUAAUUAGUCUAUUCAGCGAGAAACAUUUUAAGGCAGUUGAUAAAAGUUUUGCUAUCUUGAGGUGAAAGUGAUUCCUUUUUGCUUCUGUGUCUAUGAAAUUUUUCUCCUUCACAAAUGCUGUAAAGUAUAUUAAUCAAAUAGAAUGACUCUGCAUAUGUAUUUUCAAGCUGACAAAUAUGUGGUCAAAAUGCCUCAUGUCUACCAAGGACAAGUAUUACUAGAAACAUACUAAAGCUUUAUGGACUUACAACACCGAACCAGUUUCAUCGUCACAGUCCAAGUUCAUGAACCACUUUUGUUUUGUGAAAAAUGUGAAAUUAUUGGUUAUCUAGGUCCUUUUUUGCCACGAUGUCUAAUGCACCCGUUGUUCUUAGGUGGGUUCUUUUCACAGAUUCUAGCAAAAUGACAUUUGUUUUAAUAACAGCAUUAGAUUUUGUUUAUGCCUUACACAUUACAUUUCGUGUAUGAUUAUGUUUGGCACUGGUCAGAAGUAAGAAAUACCUCAUAGAAAGCCCUGCCUCCCAGGCAACUGCUACUUAAUGCCUCAUACAGCUUAAUUGUAGAGAAUACAAUGUAAUCUUAUAGAUUUAUCAGUUAUAAGACCGAAUGAAUGAAGUGUUAUGGCUUUAUUUAGUAGUUUUCAGAAGCUCCUUUUCAUCAUAACAUGGUUGUUUCUCUGCAGGGUCUUGUUUUCAGAUUUCUAUUUGCACACGUGUAGUUGAGACACUUGUAGCCCAAGGAGGACAGGAGGUCUAUAAUAAUGCAGCUUACCUGUUAUUUGUUUGGGUGACAACAGACAACGAGGUAGCUGCUGAGCUAGUUUGCGGGUCAUAAUAUUUAAGCAAUAUGCUGAAAGUAUUGUUUCAGUGCAUGAACUGAGUAGAUUCUGUUUGUUUCAGAUUCAGAAUACAGAUGAUAGCCUCAAAAAACCAUUUGCCAUUUUGUUACAUUAUUUAAACUUAUGUGCUAACUGUAUGAUUUUAGAAGAUUACUGUAAUGUAUUUUCAUAUGCCAUGGUAGCCUACAUGUACAACAUGUACAUUUCAGUUAAAACUGUAAACGGGUUUAUUUUUGUAUAGCCUUCACUUUCUUGUUUCCUGUGGCACUUCAUUGAUCACAAUCACAGCCUGGUAUUUGUGGUGUGUGUUAAACUCAGAGCUCUUUCUGUAAAUAUUAGAAGGAAAAUAUGGUUUGGAUCUCCAUAAAUUUAUGACAAUUUUUCU